AUGCCCAUCAGCAGCCUCAAACGACUUCAUUUUGGGCACUGUGUGGUCUCUGUGGAUAUGUAUGAAAUACGAAAGGGCUUUGGAGAAAUCAAGGAAAUGACUCAGGCUCAAGACCAGUAUACAAGCAUUAGACUCUUGCACAGAUCAUAUUCUCUUCCAGAUACCAAGACUGAAGACAGGUGUUGUUUCUUUCAUUACUUGUUGGAAUUCUAUUUGGCAAAUGUCUUCAACCAAUGCCAAAUAUACAGCAACUUUCAUCAAAGGAGGGUCAGCCGGAUUGCCAACAAUUUCCUCACCGUGAAGAAGGAACUGAAUCUCUGUGAUACUGUUACAACAUGUCCUUGUGGGAAGGAAGCCAUCCACAGAUACGAACAAAUCCUGAGUCGUUUUGAAAGGAUGGACUCUCAUUCUGCAGCCCUGAAAGCACUUGGGGAGCUAGACAUCCUAUUGGAAUGGAUUGACAAGACUGAAUAG
This is a messenger RNA of Eublepharis macularius, 474 nucleotides long. RefSeq names its product interleukin 20 (gene IL20). The record is from RefSeq and is a predicted model, not a curated record. NCBI's taxonomy places the organism in Eukaryota, Metazoa, Chordata, Lepidosauria, Squamata, Eublepharidae. Bases 1 to 474 code for a protein of 157 amino acids. The transcript has 5 exons.